Messenger RNA from Sitophilus oryzae (rice weevil), 2708 nucleotides. Its product is annotated as contactin-1. The transcript is spliced from 7 exons. Gene Ontology annotation, molecular function: protein binding. Lineage: Eukaryota; Metazoa; Arthropoda; Insecta; Coleoptera; Curculionidae. The coding region runs from base 149 to 1090 and encodes 313 amino acids. The record is from RefSeq and is a predicted model, not a curated record.
UAUUGCCAAUCAAUAUUUUGAAAAAGGGGUGUUUUCAGGAUUUCAGAGAAAUGAAUUGUCAAAUUUGACAAUAUAUAUAUAUAUAUAGGGGACAAAAGGUAAAAUAAAACGAUGAUUUUAUGAAAUUGGUGAAAUCUAAUAUGGAAUUAUGUAUAAUACAUUGGGACCUGUAUUGUGCUUCGUUUUUUUUAUAAUAAUUGUUAAAGGAGCUAUUAUUAAGAAAGUGUCUGUAGAUAUAGGAAAAAACAUUACAAUACAAUGCCCUUUACACAAAUCAAAAGACAUUAUGUGGGAGAGAGAAGGUCGAACGGCAGAUCAAAAUAUCAUGAUGAACCUCUUGAACAACGGAUCCCUGUUUCUCCAGGAAGUUGACAAAAACGAUAGCGCUGUAUAUUCUUGCGGCAGAGAAAACGAUGUUACAGAUAUUAGAGCCAGGGUCAAUCUAACUGUUAGAACUCCACCUUCACCUUUAAUUGUAUCUAUAAAACCCAGUACAAUCAUUGCUCUUAUUUUGUGGGAGGUUAAUGGUACAGGAGGUUAUCCUAUCAUAAACUUUACCGCUCAAUAUCGACUAGCGUAUAACAAUUCGAGCUGGAUUCCUAUCUCUCCUAAUCAUAUAACUCCAAACUCUCGACAAGUUGAAGUGUUCAAUCUCACACCAAAUACAACCUAUGAGUUCAGGAUUUGGGCAACUAAUCAGUUAGGCAAGAGUCCUGUCGUAAAUGUAUUUGGUACUACAAAGAAGCAAUAUCCUGAACAAGAAUUAGCCAGACAUUUGUUAGAAGGGGCUGACAAGUUCGACACUAGAUGGUGGGCGGUGGCCGUUGGAAUCGUCAUGGGCACGCUGGUACUGCUCGGGAUCGGCACCUGCACUCUACUCUACCAGGAAUGUAGGGUUACAACUGUUGAAGAAGAACAGGAAAUUAUUGAGCUGGUUCCGAAUAUCAUUCUGAACCCGGGUUUCGAGGGUACGAGUCGCAAUGAACCAGAUGAAAAUUCCAAUAAUGAAAUCCCAAUGCGCCUUAACAACAACACGACUCAUAAUCAUGCAGAUAGAAGAAAUAAUGCUAAAGCUUGUAACACUUUUUAAUGAAAAUAUGUAUACAGUAUGGUCGAAUAAAAACGUCGAAUUUUACAGUCUGAGGUUAUGUCAAUUGUUGCUGAUUGACAAUGACGGCUGAUCAUUUUUGUUUUAACAUGAAACAGACACUUCAAAUAACUCACUAUGAGCCUAUCGCGAUGUCAUUUGAUCACACUGUACGACGAAAUAAUAAGCUUGUUAUUAAUAUUAAGAAGAAUAAAAUAUAAUCAGUGCCUCUAAUAAAUAGAUAUUAUGUAUUUGUCAAAUAUUGAUAUAUUAUAUCAAAUUGAAUAAGUUUUUGAGCACAUACUAUUUUAUGUGAGAAAUACACAGACUGAAAUUUUUUAGUUACUUUUUUUAGAUUAGUACAGUAGAAGUAGGGCAUUUUUCCGUUUUCAUAUUAAAAUUUAAGAAAAUGAAUUAAGAAGAUAUUAAAUCAAACUGAUAAAUUUUCAUACAGUUAAUUAAAAAGAUUAGAUUAAUCAGUAAAGUUAAUAAAGAUUAAUCAAUAAUAUAAGCUAUUUUUGACAUGUCUUCUCGCUUUUAAGAAUUUUGAAGAUUCUUAUUGGUCUUUAAUUAGGUUUUUUUAUAUAAAAAACUUGUUAUUUAUAAUGCUACUAGUAAUCUUUAUAUAACCAUUUUAUAAUAAUUAGAUGUUUUGUUUUUGUCAGUGUAACAAGUCUUGUGAUAACGAUUUUUAUAUUUUAUUUAAUUCGAUGUUGUUUCGCUGUUUAUAUGAAAAUCUUCCAAUAAUACUGCUAUUACUACUACUCGUUUUUUGAUAUAUAUUUGCAUAAAAUAUAGGUGGUUAUAUUUAAUUUUAUUACUAAUGUAUAAUUUGAGUGAUAACAUAUAUAUGCAAGAACUAUUGUACAUACAUAAAAACUUAUCUUCCGCUUUAUAUUCAUAAUUUACUAAAAAUAAAUUAAAUUUUAUUUUUAGUAUGUUUUGACUCGCACUCCGAAGGUUGUGAUUUUUUUAAAUAUACAAGUUUAUAUGUUUUCUGCUACUAUUAUAGAACUAAAUGCGCCUAAUUAACUUGGUUUCAAUUUUAGUGCAUUCCACAAAAAAUAAAAUAAAAUUCAUAUUUAUUAUUUUUUGUUUUGGAUAGUUACCUUUACACAAUAAUACUAAUAAGCUACUGCUACCUGUAUUAUACUUUUUAUAUUUUGUUUUUAUUGCUUUGUGCCUCAGAGUUUUGUUUAAUAAAUAAUUAGGAAUAUACAAGUAUUUUCUGUUAUAUUUAAUUUGACAUUUAAACAAACAACUGUUGGGUAUUUUAUUAGAAAGUCUCUCCGACGAGUCUAGGAAGAUUUGGACAGAUGACAUCCAAAAAAUGCCAGAAAAUUCAAUUUACCUGUGAAUUAAAAUGGCAGACAUCGACUGUCACUAUCACUUGGGUCACUUUCACUGAACAGGGUGUUCUGAUAGGGUGGUCUAAGUAAAAGAGCGAAACUAAAUUUAAAUUAAUUGUAAAUAUCUUUUAAAUUAUUUGAAUAAAUUAUAUUUCUAUUGUUCUUUUAAAUGCUGCUAAAACUAUUUUUAUACUCUAAACAACUAAACAGUAGUUGUAUAUCGGAUAGUGCAUCGGCGUUGAAAACAUACGAAAUCCCAUGCAAAUUUUAAA